GUUCGUAGAGUUGAGUCAACUGGAUCAGUUUCCUUAACUAUGACAGGCUCGACUAGGAAAGCUCAGGCAGUGGCACGGUAGUGAAUUUGCAUAUUCACAUGAACUGUACCUGACUAAGGAUAUCGAUCGUGCCAUUAUUGUUUAUUGAUUAGCUGACCUGCCUUAUAGGUAUAGCUUGAUAAGUAUGUUAGUCUGAAGGUACGUCAAGUGAUUAGCAGUUCGUCUGGGUAGAACCGUGCCGAAAGUUGUAACAGAGAUCGAUGGCUACUUUGGCCUACAGCCAUGAAGCGCCACAACGUGUGGACACUGUAAGACUACCUAACUAUGCUCACCAGUACGCCACAUUCAGACGAGUUCCCCUGGCGGCGGUCAAACGCGGCAUAUUCCAUCCCAACCCGCCUCAUUACCGUCGUAUGGAGAUGGACGACACGCUGCAGAAGAUGAGUGACGAGCACAGCAGAAACACAACCACGUGCGGACCCAGAGAUUUUUCCAACUCCAAUUCCACUUUGUUCAAACCUCCUCAACAAAGACUGCAUUCUUUGAACAUCACUGAAACUGGUAAACAAUUACAUCGAAUCUAUACGACACCCCAGGAGCUCACCCAAGCUCGUCAGGCCUGGUCAGUUUUUCUGAACAAAUCACCAGAAAGAUUUCAAAUUCAACUUCCAGGUCUAGAGUCACACAAAGAUUUCCACUUUGAUGGCUAUGCAGUGAGAUAUCUUAGACCAGACAUGACUAAAUCUUGGAAGUACACUUUACAAUCUGAGCCAAAGCUUGAUCAAUAUGGUCAGAAACCACUGCCUGCAAAUAUCUAUGCCAGGUUUAGGGACACAUAUCCACAACAUCAUCGCAAUGUGGCUUCAGAAAUGUGGAGAUAAACAUCUUCAUAUCUUGCUCUUUUCAGUCUUUCCAUACAAGUUUUUCAUGGUGAAUUCAUGUUUGUUUUUAGUUUGAAUCGAGACUUUUACUUCUCAACUUUAGUUUUUAUCAACACAAAAAUAAAGUUUGAACAAUGUAACACAUUAGUUUACAGAAUCAGAAGCUAUUACAUCUGCAAGGAUUGAAAUAUUGUUUGCUACUUAUGUUUUCUUAUUAUUUACAUUAAUAAAGUAAAGAUUUUGCACUGAAUGGAUUUUAAUGAUAUUACUUGAUAACUUGCCAACAGACGUAAACUUUAAGCAAACUUAAACACAAUAGUUUUGCUGUUUAACAAUUAAAAUCUGGAUAUUUGAAAGAGGGUGUGCUAUGCAUGCCAACUAGUAUGCUUUGUCUAUGAUCUAAAUAAUAAAGUACUUCUAUAUUUUUGUUGUGGCUAUUAUAUUAUGCUUAUUUGUUAAAUGACAGCAGUAUUUUAAAUAUCAGUAUUAGCUCUUAAGUGUUAAAAUGUUAACUUUGUUUUACCAGCUGUUUUAUAUUUGCUUUCUUUUGUGUUUGUUCUUAGCUAUAAAUAAUCUACAAGAUUUUGUAAUUAAAUCAAAAGGAAAAAAAAAGA
Messenger RNA from Biomphalaria glabrata, 1495 nucleotides. Its product is annotated as testis, prostate and placenta-expressed protein-like. The record is from RefSeq and is a predicted model, not a curated record. The transcript has 8 exons. The coding region runs from base 261 to 881 and encodes 206 amino acids. Lineage: Eukaryota; Metazoa; Mollusca; Gastropoda; Planorbidae.